UUAACGCCAUCAAUUGAUAUGAAUAUUAACUACUUCAGAAACUUCAUAACAAGCAUUCUCAGUGUUUGGUGACGUUUGUUAAAUUAAUUUUUAUAUUUUUUAUUUAUAUAUUUACCCAGUUAAAUAUCCAAACAAAAUGAUAUCCUAGCAUUUAAAUUAUAUAUCAUUAUAUAAUAUUUGGUGAAAAAUCCAUUGAUAUAAGGAUAAAUAAAGUUUAUGUGCAUAUAAUAAAAAUUAGACAUUUAUCAUAAAUAAUUGAGUGUAUAAUCACCCACAGUCAUCACAGUUAUAUUAAAAUUGUAUACAGUUAUUAUAAUUACGCAUCAAAAGCGACGAACUUAUUAUCAGUGGGACCUAGAAGAUUUAAAAACAAUGGCUUGUUUACUUCAGAAUCAAGAAAAUAUUCAGAUUAAAAUACCUUCAUUUGAAACAAUAGAUGGUGUAACGUAUUAUCUUAUUCAGGUUAGCAUUGGAGAUGUCACUUGGACUUUAAAACACCGAUACAAUGAAUUUGCAGAGCUCCAUGAAACUUUAAUGUCUGAACAUUGUGUAGAGAAAGACAUUCUUCCUCCAAAAAAACUUAUUGGCAACAAAAGUGAAGCUUUCAUUGAAAAACGUCGAAGUGCAUUGGAAGCUUAUUUGAAUUCUGUGUAUAAUUACCUUAAAAAAACAAUGCCAAGAGAGUUAGUGCUCUUUUUGGAUUUACAUAUCUAUGACAUUUUUUUCCUUCUUCAAAAUAUGGCAUUAGAAUUUUUUACCAAAGGAUGUUUAAUAUUGGAAUCAAAUGAAUAUAAAUUUUCACCUGUCCAGCUAUACGCUAUCAGUGAAAGGUUAAAACAACCGUGUCCAACAUUAGAAGUUAUAGAUAAAAAGUUUGAUUUUAGUCACGUUCUUGAUGUAAAUUCUCAAUUGAAAAGUUUAAUAAUUGAAAGUACAACAGACUCAUAUGGAACAAGUAAUAUUAAUCCUUCAAGUUUGCCAAUUGAACUGUCAACGUUUAAAAAUGUAGAACAUUUAACAGUAAAUCAUUAUCCUCUUGACAAAAUUUACGGAAUGGGUAAUCUUCGAGACACAAUAAAAGUCCUUGAAGUCCAUCACACUCAGCUAAAAAAUAUUGUAGAGCUGGCAAUGUGUGAAGAAGUUCAUAAGUGUAUUGAUAAUGCUAAUGACUCUCACGUCUGGUUGAAAGUAAAACAUUUGGAUCUGAGUGAUAAUCGUAUUCAAGUUAUUGACGAAGCAAUAAAACUGAUUCCUCAUGUAGAAUCUCUUAUAUUAAAUAAUAAUCUAUUAUCUGAGAUUUCUAAUGUUACUCUUCUACCUCGUUUAUCACAAUUACAUUUAGCUUCAAACCUUUUUAAUAGUUUACCAGACAAUUUACAUACAAAACUCGGUAAUAUUGUAUAUAUAGACAUGUCACAAAAUAACCUAACGUCACUUUCAAGUUUUUCAAAGCUCUAUUCUUUAGAGUGGUUAGAUGUUAGCUGUAAUCGAAUUGAAAAUAUCGAGGAAGUCAAAUAUGUAGGAUUUCUACCAUGCUUGGAAAAUUUAAGACUUACUGGCAAUCCAGUAUCGACAAUAAUUGAUUAUAGAGUAAAAGUUUUGGAGCCUUUCGGUAAACGAGCAGCAGAUAUUUAUCUCGAUAAUGAGAAGCCAAAUCAAAAGGAACUUGAUACCGUGGCAAUUUUACAAGCCUUGAGAAUUGCACGAGAAGGUAAAUCAUCAACAUUUAAUACUGCCGAUUCAUCACUCUUUUCAGCAGAAAUACCGACUGUUUAAAUAUUUCUUCAUCAAUGCUUUAUUUAACGAUAAAUAGGUUUUUUCGUUUUUUAUAAUUUGUUUUACAAUAUCAUAGCUAAAAAAUAUUAACAUUGUAUAUAUGAAUUAAACUUUUUCAUAGGAGGAAAUGAGUUAAUAAGUGAAUUGAAAAAUAUAAUUGAAUUUAACAAAUGCGUAAAAUGUAUAUUUGUUUAAACUCGAAUAUGUUUAUAAUAAGAUAAGAAUGAUGAUAUUAAAUUGUAUCAUGAAUAAUGAUCGAAAAUUUGUAAUAUGACUAAUGGAAAUGACAUCCUUGUAAAUAAAAAUAUAAAUUAUUUUGUUAAUAAAAAAUAACACUGUGAUAAUAAGUGUCGUGAAAUAAAUUUUGAAUUACAUACCUAAUAAAUGAGUUAUUGUUAAUUUAUAAUUAUUUCAUUAUACACGUAAAUUUUUCAGCUUGUAUUCUUGAAAAUCUUUAAUAAUCCAUAAAUAACAUUAAUUACAUAUUUAAUGUAUGUUUAUACUAAGCAUUGUUUUUUUUUAGUCUUUUAAAGUAUAUUCUAUUCUACCACGUACAUAUUCAUUGUUACAAGUGACAAUUGAUAAUUAUUUUUCUUUUUUAUUUUCGUGCCUCUUAAAAUUUGAAUAUAUUUAUAUUUUAUAACAAACUGCUAAUAAAGUAUAAAUUGAUGCAAAUUUAUAGAAAAUAUUGACAGU
This is a messenger RNA of Chelonus insularis, 2472 nucleotides long. RefSeq names its product nischarin. Gene Ontology annotation, cellular component: cytoplasm. The transcript has 2 exons. Lineage: Eukaryota; Metazoa; Arthropoda; Insecta; Hymenoptera; Braconidae. The record is from RefSeq and is a predicted model, not a curated record. The coding region runs from base 373 to 1776 and encodes 467 amino acids. Gene Ontology annotation, molecular function: integrin binding; phosphatidylinositol binding.